AUGAAAAUUGUGCAAGGAAGAACAGCUGCUCGUAACUAUGUUCAAAAUGAAUUUAACAAGUGGCAGCAUAGAAUACAACGUUGUGUUCAAGAUUGCGGUGAUGCUGCUAUGGACAAAAUGCCCAGUGAGAGAAAUCGGAGUGAAAAUGAGUUGAAUAAAUAUAUAAAAGAAGCAGAAGGAUGUACGUCACAAUGUUUUACAAAAUACAUUACAAUAUUACCACAAUUGAGCAAUAAGAUUGUUGAUAAUUUGUCCAACAAAAAAAUGUAA
Macrosiphum euphorbiae (potato aphid) is the source of this 270-nucleotide messenger RNA. The record is from the annotation of a GenBank genome assembly. Lineage: Eukaryota; Metazoa; Arthropoda; Insecta; Hemiptera; Aphididae.